This is a messenger RNA of Hevea brasiliensis (rubber tree), 1781 nucleotides long. RefSeq lists its product as uncharacterized. The record is from RefSeq and is a predicted model, not a curated record. Lineage: Eukaryota; Viridiplantae; Streptophyta; Magnoliopsida; Malpighiales; Euphorbiaceae. The coding region runs from base 718 to 1641 and encodes 307 amino acids. The transcript has a single exon.
CUAAUGAGUCUUGAACUAUUCCAUGCAAUUUCAAGCAAAGUGUUAGCACAGAUUUGUUAUAACCAAGAUAUUUCCUCCAAUCUUAUCGUAGUCCCGUCGACAUGUGGGACUCACUCGAUUUGGUAAACAUGAUUGACGUCCCAAAGGGUUCAUGUAUGGAGAAUUAUAAAAAUAAAUAAAUAGGUGAUAAAGGUAAAGUCCAAUCGCUCAAAGCUGCUUUUUCAUUUUUGGUAUUGGACCUUGACCUUUGGCACGCCUUGUCUGCAUUGAUUCAGCUCAGCUCCUUUAGAGGCCAUUCCAUUGGUUCUACACCACCAAUCAAACUCUGCCUCAUCAAGGCAUCAAGGACAUAGUAAAUCAUGAGGGGGUGUCUCAGUCGUUUUGAAAUGAAAAAGCACGCCUCAUUCACACCAUCUUUCAGGUCUUACCCUCGUACCUUCAUAGGGCACCAAAAAUUGUUGGUCAAGGGGUCAGUGCACUCAAAUAGGGUGGGGAAUCACCAUGGACACCACGCACACAACCCCCACCACAACCACCCCCCACCCCCCACAAAAAAAAAAUCGAUGAUGUGAUCAAUUCAUAACUUUAAAAAGCAACCAACAGGGAGCUUUUUCAGUCUUUCACUUCUCAGCCAUUGGAAACCGAAAGAGAAGCCUCCUUAACCUGCUCAUUCCCUCUACUAAUUUCUUCCCCUGAUCAAAUGCUGCUUCUGAUCACAUGCCAUCCAGUUUUUUGAGUAGGCAAACACAAGACAUGAAAUCAAUGAAGGGAAGAUUCCUGAAGAAAUUGAGGCUCAUUCCAUCUAUACACACACUCAAACCUGGUCUGGUUUCUCACCUGGGCUCCACAGACAAGUUCUCCAAUCAGAAAGUACAAAUUCCACCAGUUUACAUACAAGAAGAUCACAAGAUAAACAAUCUCCCACAAGCUAUAACGUGCAACAUUGGUGUAUCGGAAAAUUUCACAGAACUAAAAGAUGAAGAAACUGAAUCAGAACUCCAUUUUUGCGACAAGGAGAAAAUUACACCCUUUACAGUGUUCGAUGACAAAGUGCACGCCAUAGAUAAUUUGGAGUCCCCAGUCUCCUCAGAGAUCACCAUGGAGUAUGAUACUGCUAAUGAAGCUGAGAUGGGUGCUGAAGAAUAUCCAUCUCUUUCACAUUUUGAAGAGAAAUGUCCUCCUGAAGGAAGCGAGUCUGUAAUUCUGUACACAACAAGUUUAAGAAGUAUAAGAAAGACAUUUGAGGACUGCCACACAGUUCUGUUUUUGCUGGAAAGUUUCAAAGUUGAGUUCUGCGAGAGGGAUGUUUCGAUGCACUUGGAAUAUAGGGAAGAACUAUGGAAGAUAUUAGGUGGGAGAGUGAUCCCUCCAAGGCUUUUCAUCAAGGGAAGAUACAUAGGGGGAGCUGAUGACGUGGUUAGCUUGCACGAGCUAGGGAAGCUAAAGAAGCUCUUGGAAGGGAUACCAAAAGUCCUGUCUAAUAGCCCUUGUGCUGGCUGUGGCAACAAAAGGUUUGUAGUUUGCUUCAAUUGCAAUGGAAGUCGCAAGGUCCUCAAUGAUGGGGAGAAUGAUCAAGUGCAUAUUAUUAGAUGCCCUGAGUGCAACGAAAAUGGAUUGAUUAAAUGCACCAUUUGCUGCUGAUGAGAAUAAGUUUUGGCAGGCUAUUAUUGUUUCCUUCUGCUCUUUCUUGAUUUUGUAAUGUAUUAAUUCUCUCUUCUUUCCUAAUAUAUUCUCUGAAUUUUGAUGUCAGGUUAUCAUCUUUUAACUUGUAGAUUAUUCAA